Molecule: messenger RNA, 4729 nt
Organism: Diabrotica virgifera virgifera (western corn rootworm)
Lineage: Eukaryota; Metazoa; Arthropoda; Insecta; Coleoptera; Chrysomelidae
Gene: Taf13
Product: transcription initiation factor TFIID subunit 13
Exons: 4
Coding region: 229-618 (129 amino acids)
Biological process (GO): transcription by RNA polymerase II
Cellular component (GO): transcription factor TFIID complex
Molecular function (GO): protein heterodimerization activity
Source: RefSeq, a predicted model, not a curated record
UCUUUUUUCUUUGCUAUUUUCACCGCUUUUACGGCGAAGGCUAAUACCGCAAUAAACGAAAGAAGAAGAUAAUAAUAAUAAGAAGAAGAAUUAAAAUCGACAUAUGACGUUUCGUAUAACCUGUUUGUGUUUGUAUUUUUUGUAAAAUACAAAAAAAGCAACAUUUCAAGGGGUAUAGAUUUUUUUUAACAUUCAUUGAUCGAGAAUACAAACAGAAGAGACAGUGAAAUGGCACAAGAGGAAGCCUUUGAACAAUUUGAAGAAGAUGAUGCAGCUGAAACAGCAUUAGCCCUAAGUAGUGCAGGUAGAAAAAGACUCUUCAGUAAAGAAUUAAGAUGUAUGAUGUACGGUUUUGGAGACGAUCAGAAUCCUUAUACAGAAAGUGUGGAUAUAAUUGAAGACCUGGUCAUUGAAUUCAUAACAGAAAUGACACACAAGGCUAUGGAAAUUGGAAGGACUGGCCGGGUACAAGUAGAAGACAUUGUAUUUUUAGUUCGUAAAGACCCUAGGAAAUAUGCAAGGGUGAAAGAUUUACUAACUAUGAACGAAGAGCUCAAGAGAGCAAGAAAGGCUUUUGAUGAAAUUAAAUUUGCAGGAAAAGACGCCGUUUCAAGUUAGUCUUUAACAAACGUUCAAAUAUGUACAAAAGCUUGUAAAAACUUCCUUAUACAUUUAAUACAAAAAUAUGUAAUCUCAUUUAAAACGGAUAAUUUAUAAUAUAUUUGUAUGAUUAAUGGACUAUUAUUAAAAUGUAUGUAUUAAUUACGUGUAUAUGUAUGUAAGUUAAUUUUUUUAUUUUGGUACUAAGUAUGAUGUGCUUCAAAAUAUCUGCCCAACAGAGUGCAGACCUGGAUAUUUAAAUUUUUAUAAUAUAGAAAAUAAACACUUGUCAAGGGUAAAUUGCCUCAAACCUUUCGUUUUCAACCAUUUUCAAUUUUGCAUAUAUUCUUCUAUUUCAACUUGAAAUAGAAGAAUAUAAUGCGAAAUUAGAUUUAUAUGAGGUAAAUUUAAAAUUCAUGAUGUAGUUUUGCAGUCGAUAUCCCAGCAGAUGUUGAUUAUAGUUACUUUCGAGUAUUCGUUACAAAUCGGUACUUUUGUAUAAAGUAAUCAUUUACAGUAUUCGUUACUUUGAUUACUAUGAUUACUUUUGUUACUUUUGUAUUUGAGUACCGGUAAUCAUAUCGAGAAUCGUAUUUCUCAGUCGGUAGGUAUUUUGUAUAGGUAUUCCGAUAUAACGAGCUUCACCGAUCUGUUUAGUGGAUAAAAAUGAUUUGAUAUGUAAAAUAGGAGAUGAUUGAAUGCUCGAAUAUUUGAAAUUUAUGGAAAUAUAAGGCAGGUAUCUCCUAGUUGCUCGAUAUUUGCCUUUUAUUUCCAUAAAUUUGAUAUAUAAUUUAUUAUUUUAAAAAUUACAAAAAACAAGGGGCGCCCGAUAUAAUUUUGACCAGACUAAUUAGUUAAUAAUUAAAAUAUAACUUUUUUUAUAACUUCUAAUUGACUUUUUUCACAAGAUUAACUACAAUUAACAGAUUUUAGAUUUUUGGAUUAUUCGAAACAAAAAAGGUGUUUUGUAAUUUUUCUCUUAAGUUGAUCAUUUUCGAGUUAUAAACAAAUUAAAACUAAAAAAAAAAAAACGAAAAAUGACAAAAAAGCUCAAAAACAUAGUUAAAAAAUAACAUUUUUGAAAUUACGAAGUACCUAAAUUGAAUCCAAACCUUCUUCUAUUAGUUCUAGAAAGGAUUUUGGGCUUAUUUCAUUUUAAAAUUUUGUUUUUUAGUUAUUAAUGCCCAGAUCGGCCCAUAAGACAGCUUUCUUCAUUAACAAUUAAAAAAAUCUAUUUUAGAAUAAAACAUGCCAAAAAUUCUUAUUGACACCUGUUAGAAGAAAGUUUUAAUUUAAUUUAGAUACAUUACAAAAAUAAUAUUUUUUACUUGUGUUUUUGGGUCUUGAAAAUCGUCAUUUUUGGUUUUUUUUUCAGUCUUAAAUUGUUUAUAACUCGAAAACGAUCAACAUAAGAGAAAAAUUACAAAAUACCUUUUUUGUUUCGAAUGAUCCAAAAAAUUUAAAAUAAUAUCUUACCUGGCCGAAAAAUUUUUAAUACAAUUUAAUUUAACAAUGUGAUUUAUUAUUAAAAUAUUAAGAUCUAAAAUGUCCGGCUUUUUUUAUUUUCAUUCUGUGAAUUAUCUACUAUCUAAUCUACAUCGGAAAAUCGCGUAGAUCUAGAUAAACAUUUAGGGUUUUCGCAUUCGAUCUUUGUUAAUUUCAUACAUUACGUAUUUUACGUAUACCAUUAUACCUCCCUCUCUUUCAUCUUCUACCUUCUCCUCACCCUCGCACCCUUAAAACGCUUCAUACCGAUUCGUAAAAUAGUGGUCCCGUCCGUUACUCGCUGGGAUACGAUUGGUAGAAAGUAAUCAAGUGUACUGGUUGUAGAUACAACAGUCGUUACUCACUCUGAUACGAUUGGUACGAAGUAAUCAGAGUAAUCAAAGUAACGAUUUGCCUCUCUGUAUAGUAAUCGUUACUUUCGGUAUUCGUAAGUAACGAGUACUUUGUAACGAAUAGGUACUUUUUCAACAUCUCUACCAGCCACAUACACAGCUUGUGAUGUGCGCUGAUACACGCUGAUAUUAGUCUUACCAGACGUAAUUAAACGAUGGAAGGAAUACAUAAAGGAAUUAUUUCAAGAUGAGUGAAUAUAUUAUAACAAAAUAUUGGGAAAUCUAAUAGAACAUUUUGAUUGUAUGAAUAAGCACAUAAGUUUUUUGCUCAUACUGUUGAUUUAGCUGCUCGUGAUUUAUUGAAAAUGUUUGUGUUAACAUCUGAAGAAAAUGAAACCGAAGACCGAUACUAGUGAUAACGAAAGAACGAAAAUAUUACAAUUGCAAAGGCUUUUUUGUAAAAAAAUAAAAAACUGAAAUGAGAUGAUUAAACUUCGUAAAAUUUUCUGACUCGUAAAAUUGACACGCAACUACCAAAUUGGAGGUUAUUCUAAAACCAGAUGGAACUUUACAUUGGAAAUACUGUCCUGGGCGGUACAAUUUAAUCGUUCGAUUAAUUUUCUUCGUGACAAUACAGAUACUCGCUUAAAUUUUCGAAUAUCUGAUACAGAAUUAAUGAAUGAAUGUGAAUGUUAUUCAAAGAACAUGUAAGUAUUUAUCGAGUUUCAAAAGAUUAAUUACAAUUUUAGAAUUAGAGAAAUAUUCUACUCUUCCUUUGGGCUAUCGGGAUCAAUAGGCUACUCGACAAACUAGAACGAUGGGCGCAUGCAUUAGGUAAAGAAAAUAGAGUACAAUCUUGAUGCAAAAAUUGUAUUGCUCUUCAGGCAGUUCGCCAUAAAAUUGUACGCAAAGCAUUACAGUAGGACUAACUAGAUGUAUUGUAUCGUUUUGAUUUUGGAUCAUCGUCAUGAAAUUCAAACGUUUUCUUUAAUGACAUGGGGACAAACCUUACACUGACAAAGAGUCACCUCAAACCCAAACUAACUAUACAGUCAAUGUGUUAAUGAAGUUACCGAUUUUGAUCUAAACUUGUUUGAACUUUUCCAAUCAUCUCCAAAAACAAAUAGAAACGAAAAUUCGUGGAGAUACGAAAUCUACAAAUACACAGCUGAAGCACUAGCUGACAGUACCGAGGACAUACUAAAGUGGAAGCAGCUUAAACGGCACGAAACUGUCUUUCUAACUUUAUCAAAAAUGGCGAGAGAAUUUCUUGCCACCCCAGUAAGGCGCCGUCGAUUAGUCACGUGAUGUUUUUUUUGGCAUUUUUUAACCCCCUACCCCUUGGUGAUACAUGGUGAGGUUUAAGGUGAACCACCCCCACCCCUAUAUCACGUGUAUUUUUUAGUAUCUACAAAAAAUCUAUUUUUAGGUAUUUAUAAAAUACACGUAUCUAUAAGUAUCAUCUAAUUUUAUUAUACAAAAUUAAAACUACUGAAGAAUUAAAACUGACCUAGCAACCCUGUUUACCCAUGUAUUCAGUGCCAAAACAACAGAAUAACUGACAAGACUACCAAUUUAUCAGAUAAUAGGUAUAAUAAAUACAUCAUGUACAGACUAAAACCUCAUAAAUAAAAUAGGAGACGGCGACAGGGUCAGUAUUCCUAGUGGAAACACAUGGUAAGAAACAAAACACUUCGCAAGUGUCCCUUCUUAUCUUUAAGAUAAUUUACCGUGAAGAGUAGGAGGUAUCCCAUGUCGCUUUAUCCAAUAUUAAUAAAACUGUUUAUAGAAAUUUGAGUGAAAGGAAAGAAAAUUAAUAUGUUGUUGUAUUGUAGAAUAUUAUGAAUGAAAAAUUAAUUUUUUUUUCAAUCACACCAAUGCCGCUUUCGAUUUUUGAACAGGUGUGGCGAAAAAAUAAAUACACGUGAUGUAUUACUACACCCUCCUCCCCCUUGUGACGUUUCGUGAUUUUUUAUGGAGCCCACCCCCCCCUUCGAGACUCCGGUAUUUUUAGAGAGCUUCUUGAAAGUCACAAAAAAAAAACAAAAUUGAUUAAAUGAACAUUUUAUUCUAAUAUCUAAACACGAAUACGUUUAAAUUCGUGGCUUCAACAAAAAUCCCUAACAAAGAUCACACAAGGAUCGUAGUAACAUGUUAGUAUUUUAUUUUAAUUAUUAAUUUGUAAGAAUUUUCUUUUCACGAAGGAUUUCGAUGUGACAAGUUGGAAUUAAUUGAAAAAUGUUUAAAAUAAUGUAUUGUCUUUGUUAUAAAUAAAUGUAUUGUUAUAACUA